CCAACAAAGAAAAGCAGGAGAGAUCAAUUGCGCAAAGAGAACCUUUCUUCGUAGCCAUGAAGAUGUUGGAGGAGCCUGCUGAUUUCCAUAUGGCAGUAGGGCAAAGUGAGGCCAACUAUGCCAACAACUCUAGGCUUCAGCAAAAGGCAUUGCUCAAGACCAAGCCAGUGCUUGACAAGGCUGUGAGGCAGGUGUGCAGUACCCUCCUUCCUGGAGCUAUGGUAGUUGCUGACCUAGGCUGCUCCGUCGGCGCCAACACACUCCUCUUCGUCUCCGGGGUGAUCAGCACAGUAGCAGAUGGACGACAUGGAAAUGAGCGCAUUCGUCGGUACCCCAUGGAGCUCCAGUUCUUCCUCAAUGAUCUGCCCGGCAAUGACUUCAACCAGGUGUUCCAGUCGCUUCAACACUUCACCAAGUCGAUCGAGGCAAGUCAUCCCAAGGGAGUUACGUUGCCUCCGUUCUAUAUCUCUGGGUUGCCGGGCUCCUAUUACACUAGGCUUUUCCCUUGCCAAAGUGUUCACCUUUUCCACUCCUCGUACUGCCUUCAAUGGCGCUCUCAGCUGAUCAAGGACAUUGACGAAAAGACGGCAUACCUGAACGGGUGUAACAUCUACAUCGCCAAAAGCACACCUCCAUCGGUGGUGAAGCUGUACCAGGAUCAGUUCCAGAAGGACAUGUCCCUCUUCCUCAAGCUGCGCCAUCAGGAACUCGUUCCCGGAGGGAACAUGCUGCUCACAUUCCUCGGAAGGAAGAACCCGGAUGUCCGGGACGGGGAUCUGAGCCAUCUCUUUGCACUGCUUGCGCAAGCUUUAAAGUCUCUUCUCACAGAGGGCCUUGUGGAGAAGGGAAAGCUGGAAUCAUUCAACCUACCGUUGUACGGGCCAUCCAUGGAUGAAGUGAAGGCAGCUGUCGAACAGAGCGAGCUCUUUGGCAUUGAACACAUGGAGCUCUUCGAGUCCAGCUGGGAUCCCUACGACGACCUGCAGGAACAUGACAGCACGCACAGCAGCCCUGCACGAGGCGGAAUGAACGUCGCCAGGUGCAUCAGAGCAGUGUACGAGCCUCUCUUGGCAGGCCAUUUCGGCGAACACAUGCUCGACGAGCUCUUUCGGAGGUAUGCGCAGCUUGUUGGGAGGCACCUUGCAAGGGAGAAGGCGAAGUUUUCGGUCAUCGUCUUGUCAUUGAACCGGAUCAGAGGCUAGACCAGGCGCGGGCAGCAGAUAGCCCUUGAUAUUUCUCGAGAUGAAUCUUGCCUUUUUCACAAGUUUUUAAGGGAUAUCGUGUUUACUUGUGAAGAACCUAAGAAGAGGCACUACACUAGAAUUUUUCUAAUCCUCCCUGUUAUGCUUGCUCGCAAUAAGAUUGCCAUUAAUUGGUACUCGAGCUUUUAC
Molecule: messenger RNA, 1391 nt
Organism: Oryza brachyantha (malo sina)
Lineage: Eukaryota; Viridiplantae; Streptophyta; Magnoliopsida; Poales; Poaceae
Product: anthranilate O-methyltransferase 3-like
Exons: 4
Coding region: 57-1202 (381 amino acids)
Biological process (GO): methylation
Molecular function (GO): S-adenosylmethionine-dependent methyltransferase activity
Source: RefSeq, a predicted model, not a curated record